AUGGGGCCGGGAGAAGAGGUUUCCAUAGAGACGGCAAACAAGGCGCACACUUGAGGGGCUGCCGCUGGACUACUACCCCCCCCCCCGUCGCCGCCAUGAUCCCCCCUGCGGACUCUCUGCUCAAGUAUGACACCCCGGUGUUGGUGAGCCGAAAUACGGAGAAGCGGAGCCCCAAAGCACGGCCGCUGAAAGUCAGCCCCCAGCAGCCUGGACCCUCCGGUCCAGUCCCCCAGCCACCCAAAACCAAGCUCCCCUCAACUUCCUGUGUCGCAGAUCCUACGAAGCAGGCAGAAGAAAUCUUGAAUGCCAUUCUGCCCCCAAGGGAGUGGGUGGAGGACACGCAGCUGUGGAUCCAGCAGGUGUCCAGCACCCCCAGCACCAGGAUGGACGUGGUGCACCUGCAGGAGCAGCUGGACCUGAAGCUGCAGCAGCGGCAGGCCAGGGAGACCGGCAUCUGCCCCGUGCGCAGGGAGCUGUACUCGCAGUGUUUUGACGAGCUGAUCCGGGAGGUCACCAUCAACUGUGCGGAGAGGGGACUGCUGUUGCUGCGAGUCCGGGAUGAGAUCCGCAUGACCAUCGCUGCCUACCAGACCUUGUAUGAGAGCAGCGUGGCCUUCGGCAUGAGGAAGGCGCUGCAGGCCGAACAGGGGAAGUCAGACAUGGAGAGGAAAAUUGCAGAAUUGGAAACGGAAAAGAGAGAUCUGGAGAGGCAAGUGAACGAACAGAAGGCCAAAUGCGAGGCCACCGAGAAGCGGGAGACCGAGAGGAGACAGGUGGAGGAGAAGAAGCACAAUGAGGAGAUUCAGUUCCUCAAGCGGACAAAUCAGCAGCUGAAGGCCCAACUGGAAGGCAUUAUUGCACCAAAGAAGUGAUAAUUUCCAUAUGGGUCUCGGCAAGCACUGCUACCCCAUCGUGCCCUGAGGGACUCUUAAGACCCCACCGCAAUGGCCCAUCUGGGCUGUCACUGUCGCGAGAAAGAACUGCUCACGGAGGUGUGCUCGUUCCAGGACUCCUGGGGCGUAACGCACACACGCCCAGUGUCCAGCUAACAGACUCGGCGAGGGACAACCGAAGUAGCUAUCACUUUCCCUUCGUAUUUUAAAGCCCAGACCGCGUACACUACAUCCUUGAGAUUUUCUUGUGUUUACGCUUCUAUUUCAAACUGCCAACUGCGAGUACAAGAGAGAGGCCGCUCUUCCCACGCUGUAGACCUCACCUCUGCCUCCGCCAGACGCGUGCAGGACAUGGCUGCGCUCCGGGGGAACCAAGGCACGCCAGGCGCCCCGUCACGGAAAGCCCUGGGGGCGGGCAGACCAUCUUCCCUAACACUGGUGACCACUUCAACCGUCAAACCUCAGAACAAAAGCACUGUGGCCUAAGAAAUGCCAACCGGGCAUGAAGAAAAUGAACACGGUUUCUA
Messenger RNA from Hyaena hyaena (striped hyena), 1420 nucleotides. It is a transcript of the gene DNALI1, whose product is annotated as dynein axonemal light intermediate chain 1. The record is from RefSeq and is a predicted model, not a curated record. NCBI's taxonomy places the organism in Eukaryota, Metazoa, Chordata, Mammalia, Carnivora, Hyaenidae. Bases 96 to 872 code for a protein of 258 amino acids. Gene Ontology annotation, cellular component: axoneme; filopodium. The transcript has 7 exons. Gene Ontology annotation, molecular function: dynein heavy chain binding.